AUGGCCGAGACAAGAUCUUCUACUUUGGAUGAGUCUUCCAAAGAUUCGUUCGAUAAUCGACAGAAGCACUCGGAAGCAAAGCAACGUGGCGGCGAGAACAGUGCCUCUAGCGAUGAUGAAGAGCUUAAGCCCCAGUAUGCUUCCGGCCUGGCGGUCACCCUUAUUCUCACAUCAGUUACUCUGGCCUAUUUCCUAUUCUUUCUUGACCUUGCUGUCAUUUCCACGGCCACUCCGGCCAUCACCUCCCAGUUUGACUCCUUGGUAGACGUUGGUUGGUAUGGUGGCGCCUAUCAGCUUGGAAGUGCAGCAUUUCAGCCCUUAAGUGGCAAGAUUUACAGUCGCUUUUCCAUCAAGUGGACCUUUCUUGUUUUCUUCGUCAUCUUCGAACUUGGGUCUGCCAUAUGCGGAGCAGCUCAUUCGUCCACCAUGUUCAUCAUCGGCCGUGUUAUCGCGGGUGUUGGGUCUGCCGGAGUGGCCAACGGUGCGGUAACAACCAUUUCCGCCGUCCUCCAACCACGGAAACAGGCGCUUUUCAUGGGACUCAACAUGGGCAUGGGCCAGGUAGGCCUUGCAACGGGGCCCAUCAUUGGAGGCGCAUUUACCACCAAUGUGUCCUGGCGUUGGUUCAGCGGAUUCCUCCUCUUCAACACAAUUCCCGAGCCCAAACCCAAGGACCCGCCUCUGCAGAUUCUUGGCUCUGCCAUCAAGGCUCUAGAUCUCCCAGGUUUCAUGCUAAUUUGCCCAGCGGUCGUCAUGUUCCUCUUGGGGCUUCAGUUUGGCGGGAACCAAUAUCCCUGGGACAGUUCAGUUGUCAUAGGCUUGCUAGUCGGCGCUGGCGCCACCUUCACUGUCUUCAUUGCUUGGGAGUGGCGCCAAGGAGACAAUGCCAUGGUGCCAUUGGCCAUGCUCAAACACCGAGUUAUUUGGUCGGCUGCAAUGACAAUGUUCUUCAGCUUAUCCAGUGUUCUUGUGGCUGAUUUCUAUAUCGCAAUUUAUUUUCAGGCAAUCCACGAUGACACGCCUGUAAUGAGUGGUAUUCACAUGCUCCCAAUUACCCUCGGUAUCGUUGUGUUUACCAUGAUCUCAGGUACCUUGAUUUCUGUUUUGGGCUACUAUCUCCCAUUCCUUCUGGCGGGGGGUGUGAUAUCAUCUAUUGGCUAUGGACUCUUGUCGACAUUAAGCACGACUUCUCCGAUUGCAAGAUGGAUUGGGUACCAAAUUCUCUACGGUGUUGGAAGCGGCUGCACGACUGCGGCUCCCUACAUCGCUAUACAAAGCCUCGUGGCUUCAGAGCAGAUCCCUCUUGCCAUGGCUAUUAUCAUCUUCUGGCAAAACAUAGGUGCUGCCACCUCUCUAAUUGCAGCAAACGCUAUUUUCAGCAAUAGCCUUCGUUCAGAGCUUCAAAAACGCGCUGCACAAAUUAAUGUUUCUCCAGACGCUAUUCUCAAUGCUGGAGUCCGCUCCAUCCGUGACCUAGUGUCUGGCUCCGAGUUAAACGCUGUGCUUGCCGCGUAUGCGAAAAGCAUUGACAAAGUCAUGUACCUUGGCAUUGCUGUCAGCGUGGCCGUCUUGGUAUUCUCUCCAGGACUUGGAUGGAAGGACAUCCGGAAGGUCAAGGAGCUUCAGAUCAUUACUGACAAGUCUACUGGCAGCGAUGAUAAAGACUCGGCAGUGAUUGGUUAA
Penicillium soppii is the source of this 1683-nucleotide messenger RNA. RefSeq names its product MDR family MFS transporter. The transcript has 6 exons. Gene Ontology annotation, molecular function: transmembrane transporter activity. The record is from RefSeq and is a predicted model, not a curated record. Lineage: Eukaryota; Fungi; Ascomycota; Eurotiomycetes; Eurotiales; Aspergillaceae. The coding region runs from base 1 to 1683 and encodes 560 amino acids. Gene Ontology annotation, biological process: transmembrane transport.